UGUAAAUAAAUAAAAUCCUGGAAUUUCACUUCUAUUGCACUUGUUCUGUGAUAUCAAAAUAAAUUGCUUCCGAGCAAAAUAAUGCAUAAUAGUUAAAAGAAAUAAUUGAUUCGGAAUUAUCAGUCUUUGAAAAGUAACCAUGGAACUAUUCAUUUUCAGUUCAUUUCCUGAAACCAUUCACAGGAGCAAUUAAAUAAAAAUGGGCCAGGUUUUAAAAAAGAUCAAAGAGCAUGAAAAUAGCAUCAAUGAAGACAAUUGCUCAAUUGGAUUUCCUGAUCUUGCUGCACUCCCACCCGAAAUAAGCCUCUGUGUAUUGUCUCAUUUAAAUGCUACUGACUUAUGUCUGGCAGCUUGUGUUUGGGGAGAGCUUGCCCAAGAUCAAAUUUUAUGGCAGAGCUUAUGCAGAAGUCAGUGGGGUUAUGCUUCAAUUUACUCAAAGCAGAAAUCAUCCUGUCAUUUUUCAUAUCAUCAUUUGUAUUUGCAGUUGGAUGAAGGGACAGUUACAUUUAAUGCUGAUGCUUUUAUGGGCAUGGAUUAUUUUAUUAAGCAUCAGUUAAUUGACGAUAAUCCAAAAGAAAUUGCGCAUUUUAUUUACAGCACACGUACAUUGAACGUUAGGCAAAAACGACUUUACUUAAAUAGUAGGAGAGAUGUGUUGAGUCAUCUUAUUGGUAUGCACAAUUUUACUAAUCAGUUUCUACCUCAUGCUCUAAGGAGGUUCUUUGAAUCCUUGCAAGCUCCAAAUGAGCUUGAUAAUUAUCUGCAUUUCUUAUUAGAAAAGUUUUCUGCCAGAUUUUGCCAAUGUAAUCCCAAAUUGCAGUUGAGUUCAGAUAUGGUCUAUAUACUGUGUUUUUCUCUGAUAAUGCUGUCUGUUGAUUUAACAAGUCCACAUAUCAAGAAUAAGAUGUCAAAACGUGAAUUUAUUCGUAAUGUCCGUUAUGCUAUUCAUAGGGCAGAUGAUGAAUUGUUUGGGCACAUGUAUGAUGACGUUUAUCUAAGGGGACAUAUUGCUCCGAAUUCGAGUGAUUAAUAUUCAUUCUUGUUUCUUGUUUAUGUCUCAUGUACCAUAAAUCAUCUACUAGUCUGUAUUAUAAAAACGCUUUUUGUUAUUGCAUAGAAAUUUAAUAUUUUUUAAUUUGCUUUUUGCAAAUGAUAUAUUUUGUGUGCUAUGUACACUAUGUGAACGAUAUUAUUGUGUUGUGCAAUUCAAAGUAAUUGGUUGUAGAAUUAUAUUGAGCUGGAUACAAAACCUUUGUGCAUUAGCAAUUUAUAUAAAAUUUCUAAAAGAAGCUGUUUCAAUUCACAUUCAUGGAAGUUUAUUUAAAAUUCCUGUCUUUAUUUCCUCAUUCUAAAAUGUGUGUUUUAAAAAUAGAAUUAAUACAGGGAAGCAUACCUGAAAUAUUUCUAUAUUUUUAUUACUUUAUAAAGAUAAUUUUUCAAUGAAAUUAAGAUGUAUUAAAAUAUGUAAGCAUAAAAUGAGCAUGACUUGUAAUAGUUGUUGAUAUGUCCUUAAGUUUUCUCAUAUUAUAGUGUGCAACAGUUUUACUUCUAUUCUUGAUCAUCCUUGUAAUUCCCAUAUUGCUAAUUCCAUCUAAUACAGAAGCAUCAUGUUAUUAGUACAAAUUCUAAGUGUUUUAUAGUACAAAAUUUACUAAGUGUCUUUUUAAAUAUGAUGUUGAAUGAUAGAGCUAAACUGUGAACAAUAUUUAGGCAAUGUAUGAUUGACAAAAAAAAUUUGAGGGAAAAAAAAACGCAAUCAAUAGAUUUUGAAUGUUUUUUAUGGAUCUAUAUUGAAAAUUUUAUUCCUUCCUCUUGUGAAAUAAUUUUUUAAAAUUUCCCUUAAAUGUAACAUGUUAAAUGUGUUGCAGUAAAAAUGCCUUCUUCAUAAACCUCUUGUCUCUUGUAAAUAGUAUUGAUGUGAUGCACAGAAGAGCAAAAUUAAUUCUAGAAAGCCAUUUUUAAAAAUGUUUAAUUUCCCAACGAAUGCCACUUAAAAAAAUGGCUUGAUUUUUUUUAACAUAAUGAUGUAUGACAACUCUUGUUUCAAGACACAAUCGAAAGUAUUGUAUCUUUCGCGUGUCUGUGUUUUCGUGUUAAUGCCAAAUUAUUAUAGAAGAAUUAACGGUUAUGUAUAUAUUUUGUAUUCUGCUUCAUGAAUGUUUCAGUAAUUUGUAAUUUUCGAAGCAAAUGCACACUCUAUUUUAGACAUUAUUAAAUACUUUUUAAUUUAUCUUCAUAGUAAUUAUUGUUAAACAUAUUUAAUUGUCUAUGUAGUGUGGAGGUGGACCUUACUUAUUUGAAACAAGUAUAAAGUUUACUUGUUAUAAUGGGAAUGAAAUUUUUUUGAAGUGUAUUGUAUAAUCAAGUAUUUCGUAGGAAAAUUUUAAAAUUAGAUUUUAAAUAUAGAUUUUCAUAUUUUAAAUACUAUCUGCUCCGCUUGCUUGUAGUAUUUACUGCAAUUUAGUUAUAUCUUGUAAACUAUUUCCUGUGUCAUCAAUUUUUUUAUUUAUGACUUAAGAUUAAUUUAAGAUUAAAUUUUUUAGAGCUGUGUUUGGAUAUUAAGUUUAUAUUUAAUUUUAUUGUGAGUCAAACAUUUUAAAUUUUCUGGAAGAAUUUAAUUUUGAAUGUUAAUGCUACAUGUUAAAAAUAUUAUUUUAAACUGAUGAAUAUUUUAUUUCAAACUUAAUAUUGCAUUUCCUUUCUGAAACUGCAAACAAAGUGUUAAUUCAUAUUUAAGGAAUAAGGUUGAAAAGAUUUAAUGAGAACACCAAGAACAAAUUAAAUGAUGCUGGUGCUCAUUUAUAUGAUGAUUUUGAAGCUUUAUGUUUUCGUGAUACUCAUAAAAAUUUCUUUUAAAAUAAUACUAUUAUUUUUUCAAAAAGAAACGUUUUUCAAUUUUUUUAUUGAAUUUUCGUUUAUUUAACUACUUAAAGGCUUUUCUCAUAUGCCAUACAUCCAUCGGAUUGUCGCAUUUCUUUGCAUGUGAUAUUAUUCGAUAUAAAAAAAGUACGUGAAUUUUACAGACAACACAAGAGUUAUGGGACUUCUAUAGUCAAUUAAAACUCAAUCCGAAAACAGAAGGUUUACACUGCUGUACGAAUGCUAAGGAUGGAGCACGAAUUGUAAUAUAGCACAACACUAAGGGGCGCAAGUUCAGCAGGAUAAAAUAUUAUUGUUACACUGGACAUUAGGCUUUUUAAGUACAGAAGUUUUUGAAGAGAAAAGUUUUCAUUUGAGGCUAAGUGCGGAGAAAUGGGAAAAUGUACAUGAAAGAUAAAAAGUACAUUUGAAAAAGGCGUCAGUACGGAAUAUAUCCACCAUGGAGUGCGAUGCAACAUUGCGAACGUUGUGUUAUGCUUUGUCCAAAUUUAUCCCUCCGUUACUCUUGUUUAUUGGAGGAAAUUUCGAUCAGAAAAUCUCCUCCUCAUAGCAUCCCAAACAUUUUCAUUUGGUUUUAGAUGUUUAGAAAUUUCUGAUCAUAUUAAGUAUCAAAUAUCCUUGUUGUCUAGAUAAUCUUAAAAUGCGAAUUUUCGAUGACAUGGCGUUUUGCCGUUUUUAACUCCAACGAGGGAACCGUUGUCACAUUACUACGGAAGAGGAAUAUGAGGCAGAAGAAGUUUAUCGUUGUUGUAAUUCUAGUUUCAACCACAAUGGACUUGCAACCAUUGAUUGAUCUUGAUGCCGGCAUAUAACAUGAUACUGCUUGCCAGAUAUAAUUUUUUCCUUGCGUAUUUUCUGGACGAUAAACAUUACCACAUUUACGCAGAGCAGAUGACGCCUACAGCUUGAUGACCGAUAGAGCCUACUUUCAUCGGAGAAAAGUACACGAGCUGUUGGUUCAAGCUGUUCGAUAUUGUCAGGACUAUGACACACACAGAACAGGUAUGCAGGUGUAUAGUUUUCCUUCUGCCCAAACAUUUGGUUACGUAUUUUCGACAAAUCUGCUAUCCUCUGUUUGCAAGAAACUCAUUUGGCACUUGCUGAACUUGGUUGUGAUCUUUCUCUUUAGCUGAUAUUACAAAAUACCUACUUUUUCUCACUGUCUCCUCUUUGAUUUCUAUACAUUCCAUUUGUUUUAAGUGCUUUCUCCUGCCUUGAUCAACGCUGUGAACGAUAUUGAAUGCCCUAUCAAUGUCUAUUAUCUUCCUUCGGUCAUUCCAAUAAUAUUACCAAGAGUAAAAUCUUCUAAGUCAUAUUUAGAUGAUUUUAAUGUAUCGAAAGUUUAAAGUUGAAUCCAUGCGUGAAAUCCUUUAAAUCUAUUAUCAAUGUUAUCACAUGCGGAACACAUGUGGAGAAGAAGAUUUGUUUAGAACUCUUUUUACUCUCCUCACAAAUAUUCUAAUUUUAGCAAUUUUGCUUUCUUUUUUGCAGUUACUAUGGUUGAUAGUGUCAUCCGUUCUUGGCAGUUGCUCAGCAGUGUAACAGUAGAUAUUAAAGAAAAUAGAACAGUUAAGUGGUUAAAAUUAACAUAAGAAUAAAAUGAAGUAACGAAAAUAAAGACUUCCUUCCUUGUAAAAUUUUGACAUUAAUCGCAAUGUUUCUGCUUUUAGUUUUUACUUCUCUGUUUUGAAAUUUAUUUUAAUAGAAAGCAGAAUGAUGCAAUUUAUAAUCUUUCAUAGAUUAAAAAGCAGAGUAUUAUUGAUAAAAUUAAUUUUCCUGUAUUCAGAGAAUUAAAUACUAGUGCCAUAUUAAUCACUGAAUUCAUUAGUGUGCUUUGUGAUAGAUACAUUUUAUGUAAAAAGGUUCUAUUAUAGAAAUACAGUAAAAAGACUAACUGUGUAUUAGUAAAAUACUGACAAAAUUAAGAAGCUUUAAAAGUAUUUUAGUUUAUUAAAUUAACUCUUGAAAGUCAAAUUUUACAGUAUAAUAGUAGUUUGUGGAUUGUUUUAGCUAAAUCAGAUGGAUAAAAAUUAUGUUCAUAUAUUAAAAACACUUAGUAGGUGUAUGGCAUUUAAAGAUAAGCAUAAUGAUUGGUGUAUGGUGUCUUUUCAAGCCAUAUAUAAGUGAACGAAAUUCUUUUGCUGCUUUUCAAUUUAAAUAAUAUCUCAAAUGAAUGACUGGUUUUAUAAUAUCCUACUCAUUUCAAAUGAUUGAAGUUUUGUUUUGUAAUAUUUUAUUAUGUAUAUAAUUUUUGUUACAUUUGUUAAGUUUUUAAAUUUUAUUUUUACCAUGUAUUAAAUGCUCAUUUAAAUAAUUCAGGAACAAGGAUAUAGAAUAAUUAACCGUGUAAAAAUAUUUUAAACAUAUUUUAAUAAAAAAAAAUGAGAUUUUCUUUUUAUCUAUUGACUUAGCUGCUUAUUUCAACUUUUCAAAGAUGAGAAGCAUUCUGAAAUUUCAUCAGACAUUCGAGAAUUUAUUAAUAUUUAGAUUCUUCUCGGCAAUUGACAAAUCUCUUGAUAUUUUAAUCUAGAUUAUAGUUCGAUUAUGAGCUGUAAUUUUGAAAAAGAACUUUCUGAAGCUGUUUAUGAAAAAGAAAAGCUAGAGCGUUUCUUCAUUUACAUUUCCUUGUCUUUUUUAAGUAAAUGUACUACAAAAAAUGCAUAAUCUUAAGAAAACCUAGGAUGUAUUUUACAAAAUAAAAUAUGUUGUAUGAUAGCCGUUUACUUUAGGAUUGAUAAAAAUAUUUUCAACUGUUAUAUCUCAUAUUCUAUUAUUCUUCAUGCACAGUGUUUCGAAUAUUGCUCGUAAAAAAUUUUUAACUGUGGAAUUCAAUUUUCGGUAAAUAUUUGUUACGAAAUAAGCAACCGCAGAACAGUUUGUUUUUAAAAAUGAAGAGGAAUCUAAAUUUAAGAAUAAUCAUUCAGACACGUUUUGACUGAGUCAUAUUGUAGCUUUCUUAUAGUUCACACUAUAAAAAAGCCAUUGUUAUUGUUAGUCAUUACUAAAUAAAUAUUUUGUGCAUAUUUAUUUAGUAAUGGUAUAAAUUUAUUUUUUUUCUCUUGUUCUAUAAAAGAACAAAGUUUGCAGCUGAGUAAAUAAAAUCAGAACAAUUAAUAAAUAAUAAAUUGAUUAUCUCAUAUUCAGUGCUUAAUUUUAAUAAAUAUCUGAAUGUAAUGUAUUUCAGAAUCUGUAUUAAAAAUUGAAAAAUCCUUUCCGAAACUUUGUUCUAAGUUAAUAAUCUUUUAGAAUUAUUAUUUAAUAAAACUUAUUCUUAAUUCAGGAUUUAAAUUGUUACAAAAAAAUUGCUUAGCUAUAGCAUAUGUUUUUGCGAAUUAUUAAUAAAAUUUGUAUUAGCGCAAUUUAUAUAUCUAUUAUAUGAGAUCAAAUUUAAAAAAAUCCUGUUUAAAUUUUUGUGCAUCGGUGAAAAUAUUGUAGUUUUAAAUAAGCAUUACUUAUUUCAAAAUGCUAUUUUUAAUAUUGUUGUUUCAAACUGAUGAUUCAUUUCUUUUAGUUGGAAAAUAAUAUAAAGUUUAAGAAUUGAAAAGAGAUCAUGAUUAUUGUGUAAAUAUCUUGUAUCAUUUAUUAAAAUAUUAUGAGUUGGAAGCAUUUUAAUGCAUUUUAGCUUUUAAAACUAUUUUCACUAGUCAAUAUUUUUUUUAAGGAAUUUGUUACGUCAGCCUAAGAAUAAUUGUGAAUUCUCAUUAGCUUAUAUUACCAGUUUCUUUCAAUUAUUUAUAAUUGAGAUUUGAAAAAAUUUGUUAUGGCAAUGUAAUUUAUAAAUGUCAGUUUCUUUUUCAUUUCUUUUGGAUACUGUAGAAUCUGUUCAUUUUCAAAUUGACGAGCUGAAAAAAUUUUCCCAUAUGUAAUUUUAUCUGCACAUGUCUCUCUAUGAAAAAAAGUUAUAUAUGUUUUAAAAUAUGUUGAAUAAUAAAGACUAAUUCAGUUAUCUGAAUUAGACUGGUCUUAAUUCUAUACGGCGAACAGUUUUUACCACCAGCAAUUAAUAUGCAAAAAAUAUUUAAUGUAUGAUGUUUAUCUUAAAAUUUUGAAUAGUUAGUUUUCAUUAUUAUUUUAUUUCCUCUAAUGUUAUUACUGUCUUGGGGAUUAUCAGCCACAAAUUCAUUUAGACUGAAUUUUUUAAUUUCAAAAAUCAUUUUAGAGAUGUGGAUGUUUUAUUAUUUGUCAUGCCUUCAAGUGGACAUGGUUGCUUUUCAUUAAUUUUAAUCUUUUCUUUUGUAAAAUAUCUCGCAUUUCCCCGCUUUAGUGUAUUUCGACUUCUGCCAGUAUUCUAUAUGUAACUGUUAAAUCAGAAGUUUUUGAAUAAAAUACUAAUAUAUAUUAUUUAAGAAUUAUAUCUGAGAAACAUGAAUACUAAUUUUCUAAUUGACAUUUUGAAUCAAACAUUUUUCUGAGGAGAGUUUACUCAAAAGUUUGAUGUAAUCAUAAAUAAGAUUUUGGAAAAUGUAAAAUUAUGAUAAAAUCUUGAAAUUAACCUUCGUGAUGGAUAAACUAAACAACAUUUUUUUGUUAUACAGAUAUUAUGCUUCAAAAAACAUACAAACUUAAAUAUCAAUUUUUUUUUAUUGCCAAAAUAUAGAAUUAUACAUGUUAUGGUAACUUAGUUUUUGUUUAUCAUUGUAAUGCCCAGUUAGCAAGCUUUAUAAUGUAUGUUACUUGGAACAUAUUCAACAAUAUAAUUUAUAUGAUUAAGAAAUGUAUUAAUUUUUUUUCAAAGAAAAUUUUUGAAUUUUAAUUUUCUGUUCCAUUUCUGAAUGAAAAACUAGUCACUUUGUUUUAAAGAAUGAAUUACAAUAAUUUGAAUUCUUUAGGAUUUU
Messenger RNA from Argiope bruennichi, 7715 nucleotides. Its product is annotated as F-box only protein 8-like. The transcript is spliced from 7 exons. Gene Ontology annotation, molecular function: guanyl-nucleotide exchange factor activity; protein binding. The coding region runs from base 200 to 1030 and encodes 276 amino acids. NCBI's taxonomy places the organism in Eukaryota, Metazoa, Arthropoda, Arachnida, Araneae, Araneidae. Gene Ontology annotation, biological process: regulation of ARF protein signal transduction. The record is from RefSeq and is a predicted model, not a curated record.